This is a messenger RNA of Metarhizium album ARSEF 1941, 1209 nucleotides long. RefSeq names its product Protein RAI1. The transcript has 8 exons. Gene Ontology annotation, molecular function: mRNA 5'-diphosphatase activity. Gene Ontology annotation, biological process: nuclear-transcribed mRNA catabolic process; NAD-cap decapping. The coding region runs from base 1 to 1209 and encodes 402 amino acids. The record is from RefSeq and is a predicted model, not a curated record. Lineage: Eukaryota; Fungi; Ascomycota; Sordariomycetes; Hypocreales; Clavicipitaceae. Gene Ontology annotation, cellular component: nucleus; cytosol.
AUGUCGGCCACAUUCUCAAUACAGCCCAUCGGCCGCUUCACCGGCCAGAGCCAGCCCGUAAAAAGACCAAAGGAAUUUGCCUGCUUUUCGUACGAUGAGAAUCAUGAGUUUCGCCUCGACGACUCCUCCAUCAAGUAUUAUUACACCCCGCAGCUGGGAGCAGACCUAUCCCGGGGCUUCAACACAUUCCAAAAACUAGAUGACUCCAGAGACGAGCAUCUAGAUGGCCUGCUGAAGACCAUCCUGGCGCAUGAAAGGGAGACGGGGAAGAAGAUUGAUGCCAACCUAGUUACCUGGCGGGGGAUGAUGACCAAGAUCAUGGCGGCGCCAUUUGAGCAACGGGAUGGCUUUGAGAUGAAUGCCACUCUGUACCAAGAAUGCAUCUUCAUAGAAGAAAACAACGAGUAUAAACUCCAAUCCCGGGCCAAGGAGAGCCAUCGCGGGCCCCGACGCGGCCCCCCGUUAGAAGUCAUGCAAUAUUGGGGUAUUUCCGCUCUGCCUCGCUCCCCCUCCGUCCCUCCCUCGGACCGUCGCCCUCCCAAGGCUCGUAAGGACACAAGGACUCACCCUUCCCUUCCUCAGGCUAUAAAGUGGAUCGAAAACCGCGAGAACCAGACCGUCAACAACAAGGAGCAAUACUGCUCCGUCGUACGCACCGGCAUCGGCAAGACCAUCCUUUGUCUAGGCGGCGAAGUAGACGCAAGCACGUUUCUCCUUCUCCUUCUCUCCAUCGCUUCCCCCUUAUGGGACUCCAAACCCCUGCCCGGCCAGCCCAUCAACUGGGUCGAACUCAAAACCACGGCUGAGAUACGUUCCGCACACGACAUGGACAACUUCCACCGCAAGCUCAUGAAGUUUUGGAUCCAAUCGUUCCUGCUAGGCGUGCCCAAAAUAAUCGUGGGUUUCCGCACAAGGGAUGGCAUCCUUGUGGAUGUCAAGGAGAUUGAAACACACAAUAUUCCGCAGACGGUGAAUUCGAGGCCCGGCGCGCAGUGGAAUGCGGACAUGUGUGUGAAUUUCGCGGGCGAGUUUCUCGAAUUUCUCCAAACCACCAUCAAUGAUGAAGGUGUCUGGCGCAUACGCCGCCGGCCCGCCUCGCCCACCAUCGAAGUCUUCAAGGUUGAGGAAACAGGCCACGGCAGCAUUCUCUCCGAGGAAUUCAAGAACUGGCGAAUUAAGCUAUCCCUGGGCCCAAGCCCAGAGCCCUGA